UACCGCUUUACGUCGGGUUCAUCAUAUCAUCAGUGUGUGUACUGUGUGUGCGUUUCUUAGGUCAGAGUGGUAAAUAUGGCGUCUACAGCUGCAAGAGCAAUCUCUUUGGAUCCAGAUUCCAAAAUCAAUCCAGAUAUCCAGAAAGAGCGUGACACUGCCACAUUUAACACCCUAGAACUCACGUAUGUACUCGAUGGGGGCAGAGAAAUUACUGAAAGAAGGCGAUACGUGGAGUCCCUGGCCUUCAAUGAUCCUGAUUUCAAUUGCAAGGAUGUGGCUUUCAUGACGAGGGAGGAGGCAUACACUAACAGCAUUCGGAUUGCCAUCCUGUGCAUCAAGAAACUCAAAGCACUAGAUAUCCAUGACAUCAAGGAGCAAAUGUGGUAUCGUAGUGCGUCCGCACGAGGUAACAUUCCCUCAAUGCUAUUGCACGAGUCAAUGUUCAUGCACAGUGUGUUCACACAGACGUCAGAAGCUCAGAUGGUGCAAUGGACGAGCGCAGCGCAGGAACACACCAUACUUGGCACGUAUGCUCAAACUGAGAUGGGACACGGAACGUUUCUACGUGGGCUGGAGACCACAGCGACCUAUGACCCCACCACAGAGGAGUUUGUGCUGCACAGUCCAACUCUGACAUCCAUGAAAUGGUGGCCUGGAAACUUGGGCAAAUCAGUGACACACGCUGUGGUUGCUGCACAACUCUACACAAAGGGCAAAUGCCAUGGGGUUCACAUGUUUAUGGUGCCUCUACGGAGCCUGGAAGACCACAUGCCACUACCAGGUAUUGAAUUGGGUGACAUUGGACCCAAGAUGGGCUAUAAAAGCAUUGAUAACGGCUUCCUACGCUUCACACAUGCACGCAUCCCAAGAGAGAACAUGCUCAUGAAGUAUGCACAGGUUGAACCAGAAGGUACCUACGUUGCCCCACCAGCAGCCAAGCUUUCCUAUGGCAGUAUGAUACUAAUCCGCAGUUUGAUUGUUGGUGGUAUGGGUCGUACCUUAGCUCAGGCAUCAACCAUUGCUAUUCGCUACAGUGCCAUCAGGCGACAGUCAGAACUCAUUCCAGGUGCGGGUGAACCUCAGGUGAUAGAUUACCAGAGCCAACAGCUGAAGCUUUUUCCAUAUCUGGCCAUGGCAUUUGCCUUCACAUUCUCAGGUAAACAAAUGCAGCAGAUGUUUGCACAGAGCCUUGAUGCAGUCAGCGGUGGUAACUUCAAUGUCCUCCCUGAGCUUCAUGCCACAGCUGCAGGGCUGAAGGCUUUCACAUCCAGUGCAGCCACUGCUGGAGUAGAGCUUCUUAGGAUGGCAUGCGGCGGGCAUGGGUACUCACAAGCCAGCGGGUUCCCCUUGCUGUAUGCCAACGAAGCCCCUGCUUGCACCUACGAGGGCGAGAACACAGUCAUGCUUUUGCAGACGGCUAGGUUUCUGAUGAAGUGUGUCGGCGCACUGAAAUCCGGCAACCCUGCACAAGGCGUCAUGUCGUACCUGGCAGUGCCCCCUCAAGCUCACUGCUCAGCCAGCUCGGAGGCUGAUUUCCUCAACCCAAAGGUACUUCUGGAUGCCUACCGUCACAAGGCUCAAAGGAUCAUCAUGCAGACAGCGGAGAAUCUUGCUAAUACUGAGAAGUCUGGUGUGGCUAAACCUCUAGCCUGGAACCAGAAUCAUCUGUACCUGAUAAGAGCCGCAAAUGCCCACUGUCAUCUCUCUGUUGUUCAGACCUUUUACUCUGCCCUAGAGAGCAUGGAUGCCCCUCCAGCCGUUAGGAAAGCCAUGAUGACUAUGUUCCAUGUAUACGCCAUCCAUGGAAUCAGUGAAAACAGAGGAGACUUCUUGCAGGAUGGUUACUUGACUGGUCAGCAGUUGGAUCUAAUCGAUUGUCAGUUGAUCCGCCUUUUGGUUGAGGUGCGCCCCAACGCCGUAGCGCUGGUUGACUCCUUUGACUUCCAUGAUAAACACAUGGCUUCUGUCAUGGGGCGGUACGAUGGCAAUGUCUAUGAGAACAUGUACAAGUGGGCCAAGUCUGCCCCAAUGAACCAGCAAGAGGUCAAAGAUGCGUACCACUUAUACAUCCAACCAUUCCUCAAGGAGAACAUUGCUCAAGCUAAACUGUAGAGGGAGCCCCACAUGAGACGAAUGUUUAUGCAAGCCUCUUCAUUACUAGAGUGGUCCGAACCAAUGUAUGCAAUGACAACACAGAGGAUGGUCUGUUAUUAUAAAGGCCUGGUGCAUGGAGCUUGGUGAUUGAACUUUGCUGAAUGUAGGGGUCAGGGCGGGGGGGAGAUCUACGAGACAUUCAAAGACUUUUGUGCAAGACCAGAAUCAGUAUGAGAAAAAACAAUGUUUUAAAACUUAAAAGUUGUUUUUUGACUACCUCCACAAGAUUUGUGUCAUUUGUCCUUAAAUGGAUAAGAACAAUUUGAUGCUCAUCAGAAAUUAAAGUCAACGUUUGAGGAUAUGACACCAUGAGGCAAUAACUAUGAUUUAUUUUAAACCUAUCAGACCGGCAGAAUUUAGUUUUCUGGGGUGGAUUUCACAAAGAAUUAGGACUAGUCUUAUCUCGAGUUCGGAGGAGUUACUCGUCCUUACUUUGGACUAGCCUGAACGUUUUUAAUAACUCGCAAAGAGUCCUAGGACUAGUUCUAAGUUAGGACUAUUUGUGAAAUUGACACCUGGACAAUGCUAAAAUCACUGCCUUCAGGCUUGCGGUCAAGUGUUAAUUUCAAGCCCUGGUUAAAUGAAUUUUGUAAAGCAGUGUGUUCAUGGUGAUCAUGUAUUAGUUGCUCACUUAAAAUCUUGACUGAGAUUUUGCUAUGUAAAUCAAUAAUGAUUUGAUAACUAAUAUAUUAAAAUACUACUAUAAUUGUUAAUGUGUAAACAACUAUCUCACUUUUUGUUCUAGUCUAAAAUCACUUUACAACUUUUCUAUUUCUUUGGGUUGCCAAAGCUGUCAUAAAAUAAUUCAAGAUUUAAUAAUAUCUCAUACAUUUACUAUAGAAUUAAAAAAUGCAUUUUAGAAAGUGUCACAAUGUAUCUGCUUAAAAUAGAUGGGAUGUACACAAAAGCGCAGAAGGUGCAGGGGUACAGCAAUUUUGUGUGGAGUGUUUUUGCGGCUGAGAUGCGAAGGUGUUGCACAAUUAUUGUGACGGUUUAUCAGAACGGUACUCCCCCGUUAUGUUUCAGGCUCUACUCUCCUUGCAUGUCUAAGAUGUGUUCGAAAAGCAUUCAUAGAUGGCCUGGGCCCCUGUCUUUAUCCGCAAGAAUAAAGACAGGUACCUGCUACUCAAAUCCAGUGAUUCAAUUGGAUACAAUGAUACCGUUGGAUAAAUGCACUAAAAUGCACUAAAUAAAUGACUAAAAGCUACCGUAGCUGGGUUCGUUUUGAUUGGUCUGAGGUCACCUCGGACCCAAUCAAAACACAUGAAAAGCUUACUUUCAGUUGUCUGCAUGCUGUGGCCACAUACGUGCGUAUUGUGUACAAUUAAUGUGCAUGUACUUGCAUGUAAUGUCGGUGUAGAAUUUGACUGCGUGUAUCUAUGUGAAAUGAAUGUAGGUCAAAGGUGAAUGUAUACUCCGGUACACGCUGGUUUGGAGGCCGGUCUCUGGCGUUAUUUAUGAGCCUCGAAGUGUGACGUCAGAUGUUCAAGCUAAUGAUAUGAUUGGGCUGAUCAUUAUCAUCAAUGAGACACAAGGGGGCAGCAGACUUACUGUUGGUUUUUCCAUUUAACAAAAUAAGAUGUGUUCGAAAAGCAGUCAUAGAGGGCAGUAUUCAAAGCUCAUGACAUGAUUGCGCUGACUGAUUAUUAUCAACAAUGAGACGCAAGGGGGCAGCAGACUCACUGGUGCUUUUUCCAUUUAAAAAAGUGUUUUAAAUUCAGAGGUAAUGAGUGAAACUAGGAAGUCCAAAUUUUAAAAUAAUAUGAUGACAAAUUAAAGACAGUGGACACUAUUGGUAAUUGUCAAAGACCAGUCUU
Messenger RNA from Asterias rubens (European starfish), 3971 nucleotides. RefSeq names its product peroxisomal acyl-coenzyme A oxidase 1-like. Bases 76 to 2112 code for a protein of 678 amino acids. Gene Ontology annotation, biological process: lipid homeostasis; fatty acid beta-oxidation using acyl-CoA oxidase. The transcript is spliced from 14 exons. NCBI's taxonomy places the organism in Eukaryota, Metazoa, Echinodermata, Asteroidea, Forcipulatida, Asteriidae. Gene Ontology annotation, cellular component: peroxisome. The record is from RefSeq and is a predicted model, not a curated record. Gene Ontology annotation, molecular function: FAD binding; fatty acid binding; acyl-CoA oxidase activity.